GCGUUGCUGUGGCUGUGGCAUAGAUCCGAGGCUACAGCUCUGAUUCCACCCCUAGCCUGGGAACCUCCAUAUGCUGCAGAUGCGGCCCUAAGAAAUAAAUAAAUAAAAUAACAGGGCACUAAGUCCAUAAAUCACCCCCAAAGAUCCCACCUUCUAAUACCAUCACCUCGGUGGAGUGGGAUUUCAACAUAUGAAUGGGGGGGGGGCGGACACACACAUUCAGACCGCAGCUCUCAGGAAGGCUCUUCUGACUUCCUGCCCAACACCUGGGGCCAAAAAGCAAGCUGGGGUGGGCUUGUGUUUUCUUCACAGGAAAGCUGGAUUCUGAGUGACCGCUGGUACCUGGCUAUCUCUCCUUCCCGUAUAGUCCCUCUGGCCCCGUCUGCUUAGAUUCCAGUGGUGCCUUAGAAAGAUUUCCAUGAAAAGGUUAAAAUAAGGCAAUUUCAAAUACUCAAAGGGCUAACAUUGUGCCAUGCAGGUAACUAUGCAGGUAUUUCUGCUAAGAACUGUAUUUCUUUAACAUUCUGGAUGGUAGAAAACUUCUUCGUGCUUUUGAUGUUUCAUGGGUCUGACUUUUCUGGCCAUGGGGUUCCCACUGUGGCACAACGUGAUUGGCGGUGUCUCUGCAGUGCCAGGACGAAGGUUCAGUCCCCGGCCCGGCACAGGGGGUUAAAGGGUCUGGCGUUGCUGCAGCUAUGGUGUAGGUCGAAACUUUGGCUCGGAUCUCAUCCCCGGCCUGGGAAUUCCAUAUGCCACAGGGUGGCCAAAAAAAGAAAAAAAAUUCUUUUUGGCCAGGACAUGAAUCGCAAAUAUCACGUAAGCUCUCUCCUGAGGCCAGGUAGUCGGGGCCACACCUUUCAUUUCCACCUGUGAGAUUAGGAAGGUGGGCUCAACGGAUUUUAAGGUGACAUCCAUUUCCAAAUUUGCAUGAAUCACCAAGUCUCUGGAGAAUGGAAUUUGGGGGGGGUGUUCCCCUUGGGGACAAUGGAAUUUGUGGGGUUGCGUUCCCCUUGGGGACCCGUCUGUGCUGUCUUGUGGAUAGGUGAACCCCUCAGAAGUAAGUGCAGAAAAGGGAAGGAGAAAAGGAAAAAUCAUGUCCCUGACUCCCGCUGGCUUUCUUUCCCCCUGGGCUGAGCGCAGAGCUCCCCCAGGUCUCCCCCACCCCGCAGACACACGAAUGGAAAGCUCCCCAUCGAUUCUGGGAUAACGGAGAGGGAGGCACGUGUUUGAUGCUCUGGCUACCUCCCCCUCCUGUCCGUCCCCCGUCCUGCUUCUGGCAGCCACCUGGGUUAGAAUUUCCUGGAAAAAGCAAAAAUGCCUCCCAGCAGGAGGGAGAGGAAGACAGAGAAUGGGGACGGGGUGGACUAGGAGGAGGGAGGGCAGGGAGAUGGAGAAGACGCUCUGGGGCGAAGGAAAAGCUGAGGGUGGGAGCCCUGAGGAGCAGACCCAGAGAUGCACCAGCCACUCACAGGCGUCAUACUUCAUAUUGUUAAGCCAUUUUCACAUCUGCACUUUCAUGUUGCAUGUCACAGCCACUCUGUGUAGGUGAUGGGCACAUUUUUUUUUUUUUUUUCCUGCUUCACUGAUGAGAAGACUGAGGCAUGAGAAGCUCUAGUGAUUUGCUCAAGGUUACAAUAGUCUAAUUUACUCCCCAUUCAGAACAGCCUGCGUAGAUCAUACAGCAAAAUUCAGUAAUGGCUUUUCUGGUAUUUCAAGUUUAAGUCAAUAGCCUGGUUUUUUUUUUAUUUUAAGCAUAUUUUAAUAGCCAAUAUCUAUUAGGAAAUAAAGAUAUUUUCUUUUAUUUUUAUACUUGAUCCCUUGAACUACUAGUCCCAUAUUUUAACGUGACUGCAAUUUCUCUAAAUUUCAUUGUUCACGUCAAAGCAUUUGACUAAAAUAUAGCAAAACUACUGUUCCUUUCUAAGGGGUCAAAAUGUUUUCUGUGGGUGGCAGAGUGUCACGUGGGUGAAGAUGAAAGCAGCUUUGUUGUGUUCCUCCUCUGGGAAUCUUUCUAGGGUUAUUACGAAAGUCAAGAAUAGAUCAGAAAUGGAGAAAAGAUAGGAAAUGUCAAGAGAGCUGUCGUGGAAAAUUGAAAUGAUUCCUUUUCAAGUUCACGAAUUCCGUCCUGAUGACAGACCUCCAGCCUUGCGGGAUGGGCUCUUCCCAGAUAGAAAGGUGGCAGCCAUGAGGGGAUUUGAUGCAACUGUGAUUGAUGUCGGCACGUCCAGACGGUGAUAUUUUAUGAGGAGUUUAACCGACAUUUGUUAGGCUGAUUCAAUGGCCGCAGCACCCGGGCUCGACAGGGCCAGGACAUAACAAAAGGAGGCAUACCCACGAAGGUGUCUGGGGCCGUAAGGGACUGAAAUGCCACUGGUUCAAGUUUUGCACACCCCCUCCAUGCCGGAUGUCCUUUUAGUAUUAUUAUUAUUUUUUGGCUGCCCUGUGGCAUAUGGAGUCCCCAGGUCAGGGAGCAGAUCUGAGCCACAGUUUUGACCUAAGCCGCAGCUGUGGCAACACCGGAUCCUUAUCCCACUGUGCCAGGUCAGGGAUCGAACCUGCAUUCCAGAGCUGCCAAGAUGCCACGACUCCCGUUGCACCACAGUGGGAGCUCUCAGGCUGGGUGCUCUUAACCAUAUCAUUUCACGUCUGUCUCCCACAAACUCUACUGCAAGACGAGGCUACAGGGAAGAUCCAGUGACUCCCCGAGGACCAGGUGGCUGCCCCCAGUUCUGCACCCAGGUCCUUUGUCUCUGAGUGAAGGGUUCUUGUCACUAACCCAGACAGGAAAGAGCCACGGGGUGACUGUCACGGCCCAAUGUGGGGACACGCAUCCCAGGGGCAGAUUCAUGCUGGUACCCACGGUGUGAGAGUUCAGAACUCAGGACCAGAUCCUUUGGGCUCGAGUUAUGGUGGCUUAGGCUCCACAGAACAGAUUAAACGUGGCCAUUUUAGCACUUCUUUCACAAGUGAAGUGGUUACGGAAAUGCUUUCAAGGGGGAAACUCCUCCAUCACAGAGUAGAUGGUGACUUGGCUGGUUAAGAAAACUUUUCUUUCUUGGGCGAAACGUAGUUUCUAUUCUGUCCUGAAGCGUGGGCUCUCCUGGUGGAGACACGUGAGCACUGCCAGGGGCCUGGAAUGUCCCAAGAGGGUAAGAAUAGCCACGACAGAGACGGCUCCUGCUGGCCCCUGGUCACUGCAGUUGUCAGGAAGGCUUUGCCUCAAACAGCUCGGGGCCGUCUCGACUGGGCGUCAGAAGAACCAGCCUCGCUUUCCCAUCGCUUUCACCUGCAAGUCCUUUGUAGCUAAGAUACAUUUAUUCCUGAGAAGAUUCCCCACCUCCUUGGAAAACACAGGCUCCAGCAGCCUUGAGUCUGGGACUCCCUGGAAGCAUGGACCAGCCAGACCUGCUGGGCUUCCUCGUCAUUACCUUAAACUGCAACGUGACCAUCGUGGGGAAGGUCUGGCUGAUCUUCAUGGUUCUGCUGAGGAUGGCGGUGCUCAUCCUGGCCGGGUCGCCCGUCUACCAGGAUGAGCAGGAGAGGUUCGUGUGCAACACGCUGCAGCCGGGAUGCGCCAACGUUUGCUAUGACAUCUUCGCCCCCGUGUCCCACCUGCGGUUCUGGCUGAUCCAGAGCGUGGCUGUCCUCCUUCCCUUCGCCAUCUUCAGUGUCUACGUGCUGCACAAAGGAGCCGAGGUGGCGGUGCGGGGACCCCGCGGGCCGGAUAAUGGCCCAGAGGACGCCGACCCCCUUGACCUGACCUCCGGGGCCAGGCGCUGCCUGACGGUGCCGGACUUCUCCUCGGGCUACACGGCCCACCUCUGCCUCCGGACGCUGACGGAGGCAGCUUUCGGUGCCCUGCACUACCUCCUCUUCGGAUUCUUGGUCCCUAAGAGAUUUUCGUGCACGCAUCCUCCUUGCACCGGCGUGGUGGACUGCUACGUCUCGCGGCCCACAGAGAAGUCCAUCCUGAUGCUCUUCGUCUGGGCGGUCUGCGCGCUGUCCUUCCUGCUCAGUGUCACGGACCUGCUCUGCAGCGCGCGAUGGACACGCGCGGACGACCCAGCCCAGCCCUGGCCGGGAGGAGGCCGCCUCAGGGGCCGGAGGACGGGGCGCGGGAGGGACGCGGGGCGCACGAGGGCGCGGGGCUGCGCGCUCGCCGGGGCCUGCGCAGCGGAGGGCGGGGGGCGCACAGUCCGGCGGCGGAGCCUGCCGCGCGGGGGCGCCGGGAGCUGCCUGGGGAGGACGAGAGCGACGCGCUGUCCUCCGUCAGCGACCAGCCGCCGGUGGCCGGGCCCGGAGCGGCGGCCCCGGGGUGGGAGGAGCGCCCCUGCGCGUCGCGCGCCAGGCUCCCGGGCCCCGGCAAGUCCGAGUGGGUGUGAGCCGCCCGCGUCCGGUCCGGAGAGAAAAAGGGAUCCGCAGAAAGGCCCGCUGGCGGGACAGGCUUGGCCAGAGGCUCUGAUGCAGCGCCCCGCAAAUUUAAGUUGGAUAACGCCUUCUACGGAAAACUGCGCGUGGUGUUCAAAAGCGGAUGGGGGCUCGGAGGAUUAGCGACCGAGCGUCAGGUCCCGAGGUUGCAGUGCUCUGGUUCUUUUGUCUCACGUUACUGCCCUAUGUGCUUCAUAAAAAGCACGUUCUCUUGCAUUCACAGAGCUCAUUCAUAUUUGGAGAUUUGCUGAUGAAUUAUUCUGAGGGUUUUUUGUUUGUUUUGGUUUUGGUUUGUUUUUCUGCUUAGCUGAUAAGGGCAUCUAUUAGGCAUGUUGUCCAGAGAGGCAUAUUUGUUUUCCCCAAACCCUUUUAAUAAAGUGAAUGCUGACUGCA
This is a messenger RNA of Sus scrofa (pig), 4821 nucleotides long. It is a transcript of the gene GJD4, whose product is annotated as gap junction protein delta 4. NCBI's taxonomy places the organism in Eukaryota, Metazoa, Chordata, Mammalia, Artiodactyla, Suidae. The record is from RefSeq and is a predicted model, not a curated record. Gene Ontology annotation, cellular component: connexin complex. Gene Ontology annotation, biological process: cell-cell signaling. Gene Ontology annotation, molecular function: gap junction channel activity.